GGACGUAGCCGCACGUCUGUCCUGGACGGGUUUAAGGACUACAACUCCCAGCGUACCACUCUAGCUUUACAAGGCGGAAAGUCCUGAACCAGGAACCGGAUAUGUCCUGUUGCUCCGGCGAAACGCUGGGGAGAUGGUGAGCCUUGGGGCCACAGGGACAGACCAAGCGGUGGGAUUUGGCCUUGUCGCCAUCAGCCUGAUUAUCUUCACCUACUACACUACUUGGGUGAUUCUUUUGCCGUUCAUUGACAGCCAGCAUGUCAUCCACAAGUACUUCCUGCCUCGCGCCUAUGCUGUCCUCAUCCCACUGGCCACAGGCCUCCUGUUACUCCUGUUUGUGGGAUUGUUCAUCACCUACGUGAUGCUGAAGAGCCAGAGGGUGACCAAGAAGGCUCAGUGAAGGUCCAGCAGGGAUGAGACUACCAGAGCCUUCUCCAUAUCUCCUCCAGGGAAGGGACCAAGGGUCACAGCCUGCAAGACAGUCAUCCUGGCUGUGCUGAAACCCUCUUCGGGAGGCGGAGCUGCUUACAACUCAACCCUGACAAACGAGCCCUCCUCUCUUACUUGUCCUUCCAGAAGUCGAGAGGAAGGGGGAUUGGGACCUCUCCCUCGCCCCCUUCAGGCUCAGGGUCUGAACAUUGCUGGUCCUGCCCACCAGUCAAAGCUCCCUGCCACUCCCACUGGGUUCCGCUCUCUCUCCGUUUUCCCCUUGUCACGUGCUGAUAGACGGAGCAGGCUCCAGGUUGUGUGCAGCUCCCUGCCUCUGUACAAACCCUGUCCCUUCACACGGCAGCUCUUCUGAGUCUGACACUGUCCAGACCCCGUGAGGACUUCUGGACCCAGAAAGCCCUAGGGAAAGACUGACAGACCACAGAACCCAGAGACAUCCAGGCAGCCGCCCCAGAUCCCAGCUGGCCUGUUUGGGAAAACUUACAAAUAAAUGUUGAUCAUGGUG
Peromyscus eremicus (cactus mouse) is the source of this 955-nucleotide messenger RNA. RefSeq names its product dolichyl-phosphate mannosyltransferase subunit 2, regulatory (gene Dpm2). The coding region runs from base 134 to 400 and encodes 88 amino acids. Lineage: Eukaryota; Metazoa; Chordata; Mammalia; Rodentia; Cricetidae. The transcript is spliced from 4 exons. Gene Ontology annotation, biological process: GPI anchor biosynthetic process. The record is from RefSeq and is a predicted model, not a curated record. Gene Ontology annotation, molecular function: enzyme regulator activity. Gene Ontology annotation, cellular component: endoplasmic reticulum membrane; dolichol-phosphate-mannose synthase complex.